AUGUACUUAGCAACCGUGUACAACUCUCCAACCAAGUUGGUGCUUGGUCGCCAUAAAACUUAUGCAUGUGUAAGUAACGGAGGUCAUUGUGUCUACAUACUAUGGCAUAAACCGCCCAAGUUCGUCGUUGUCCAUGGCAAAUCCGUGUUGCAAAUGGUGAUAGCAGAGUUACAGGUGGCUGGCUAUAAUUAUGCUUUAAGAUGGUAG
Messenger RNA from Sungouiella intermedia, 207 nucleotides. The record is from the annotation of a GenBank genome assembly. Lineage: Eukaryota; Fungi; Ascomycota; Pichiomycetes; Serinales; Metschnikowiaceae.